AUGUUGGAAGGCUUGGUUGCCGGCCUGCUCAACAGGUUCUUGGGCAUGUACGUCAAGAACUUUGACCCCGGUCAACUCAAAGUGGGCAUCUGGUCUGGUGAUGUCAAGCUUCGCAACCUUGAGCUUCGCAAGGAAGCUCUUGAUCAGCUCAAACUUCCCAUAAAUGUCAUCGAGGGCCACCUCGGCGAGCUGACCCUCGUCAUACCUUGGUCCAACCUCGGUGGCGCUCCCGUCAAGGUCUUCAUCGAAGAUGUCUUCCUCCUCGCCUCCCCCAAGGAGGAUGCCGCCUACGACGAAGAAGAGGAAGAACGCCGUAGGCAACGGAUCAAAAUGGAGAAGCUCGACUCGGCCGAACUUCUAAAAGAGCGUUCCCAAAUGGGCCUCAGCGAGGCAGAGGAGAAGAAAAACCAGAGCUUUACCCAGAGCCUAGUCACGAAGAUCGUCGACAACCUUCAGGUUACUGUCAAGAAUAUCCACAUCCGCUACGAGGACUCUCUCUCCGCACCGGGCCAUCCCUUCGCCAUUGGCCUCACACUCCAGGAGUUCAGCGCCGUCAGCACUGACGGUAAAUGGACCCCCACAUUCAUCCAAGGAACGGCAAAAUCAACCCACAAGCUCGCCAAGCUUGGGGCCCUCGCCAUGUACUGGAACACCGAUGCCGAGCUGUUUGGUCCUGGCCGCGAAAAUGAUCCGGAUGGCAAGCCGCCCCUGCCACAUGACGAGAUGGUCCACACAUUCAAAUCUAUGAUUGGGGGUACCGACCAGGCCAUGCCUGACCAUCAGUAUAUCCUGCGGCCUGUCAGCGGACAGGCUAAGAUCAUUCUUGAUAAGACGGGCGAAGUUCAUGCGCCCAAAGUCAAGGCGAGUCUCCUGUUCGAGGAGAUCGGUUUGGUCCUUGACGACGACCAGUACCGCGACGGUCUAAUGAUGGUGGAUCUCUUCCACUACUUCAUACGCCACCAGGAGUAUAAGAAGUUGCAGCCAAAGGCCGUCUCACCGAAGGAAGACCCUAGGGCGUGGUUCAAGUUUGCCGGAAACGCCAUUCUCAGCAAGAUCCAUGAACGGAAUCGGCGCUGGUCGUGGGACUACUUCCGCGAGCGCCGUGAUGAUCGGAUUCGUUAUAUUGAGCUCUUCAAAAAAAAGAAGCAGCAACAGCAGUUUACUGAUCAAGAAACGGCUGAUCUUGACGUACUUGAGCGGAAGCUGGACUACGAAGACCUUCGCUUUUGGAGAUCGCUCGGCCGCAGCCAGCUAAAAAAAGAGAACGCUGCCGCCCUGAAGAACCAACCCGCUCAACGACAACAGCAGCAGCAAGGAUGGCUUGCCUGGGCGUGGGGCUCGAAGCCUGCUGAACCGGAAAACACAGAUGAAAAUACCGAGAUCACAGAGGAGCAAAAGAAGGAGCUCUACGACGCAAUUGACUGGGACGAGAAGACGGCCCUGGCGGAGUCUGUCGAUGUGCCGCGUGAGACGGUAAAGAUGCAGGUCGAAGCUUCCCUCAGCACAGGAAGUUUCACUUUGAAGAAGAGACGCGACGGCUCACUCAAGGAUCUUAUUAGUUUUCACUUUGACGUCUUGAAAGCCAAGGCCCUUCAACGACCCGAUUCAAUCCUCGCUGCUCUGAGUCUGGGAGGACUACGCGUCAACGACGGCACUACCCCGAACACCUUGUUCCCCGAGAUCGUUCGCGUAAAGGACGCCCCUGACACCCACAAACACAAGUUGUCCAUACAGGAACUCGAGGAGUUCGACGAGGAACCUUUCUUCAACAUUGAAGUUGAACAGAACCCAAUCGACCGAGACGGCGACAUUGCUAUUGUGGGUUCUCUUAGGCCUCUCGAGAUUAUAUGGAAUCCCAACUCGUUGGUGGGGGUGGUUCAGUUCUUCAAACCCCCCGAACGGCACAUGGAGUCUAUCAGUGCACUCAUGGAGUCGGCCGGCGCUACCGUGGAAGGCAUUCGGCAGCAAACCCGUGCGGGCUUGGAAUUCGCCCUCGAGGAGCACAAAACGGUCAACGCGCAACUGGAUCUGAAAGCUCCUCUCAUCAUCGUACCCGUGAGCAUAACGACAAAGGAAUCCACAUGUCUGAUUCUCGACGCUGGUCACAUCAGCGUCAACAGCAAGCUCGUGGAUCAGGAAACCAUGAAACAGAUCCAGUCCAAGCAGCGACAGUCUUACUCGGACGAGGAUUUUGAGCGGCUCGAGUCCGCCAUGUACGACAAAUUCCUGGUCGGACUAACCUCGACGCAACUGCUCAUUGGGCCAUCCAUCGAAGCCACCAAGGCCCAGCUCGCUGACAGAGACGAAUCGCAGCAAAUGCACAUAGUAGACCAGAUCAACGUCGAUUUUGUGGUUGAAACGUCCAUCCUCCCCAAAGCGCCCAAUCUAACCAAGGUGAAGGUCUCGGGCCACUUGCCUGUUCUUCAUGCCGCCGUUUCCGACACCAAGUAUAAAACACUGAUGAGAAUCAUCGACGUUGCUAUCCCCAAGUUUGGCAACGAGCUGGAUGAGAGAGAUCAACAAAAGAACAAGCCUGCAGCACCAUCGCGGCGGCCCCGGACCAGGCCACGCCUCGCGAGUACCACGUCUGAUCGAGCUCACAAGGGACACGGCCGCCAAAUGUCGACCCAGUUCCCCUUCGCACAACCACAGACGGCGAUUGUGCUCCAUGACGCUGACAUCGACGAUGAGGAUGACAAUGAAAAGUUUGAAGACGCUCACGAUCGGGUGGACAAUGACCAGCUAAAGCUGCGGCAGCGACAGUUUGAACUGAAGUUCAAAGUUGACACAUUGAAGGGGUCCCUGUACCGCAGCGAUCCCGACAAAAAGAAGCCAGACCAGCUCCUGGUCGAGCUUACAGCGAAAGACUUUGAUCUUGAAUACUACCUCCGCCCCUAUGACAUGUCGGCCGAAGUGUCGCUUGGAUCGGUGACCAUGGACGACUUUGUUGACAACCCGUCAGCCGAGUUCAAGUCUAUUGUCUCCUCGGGAGAUGUCGAAGAUCGCAAGCAUAACCGAAGUCUCGUCUCUGUUAAGUUUACCAAGGUGAACCCGAAUUCUCCGGAGUUCAUGCCCGUCUAUGAAGGGGUCGAGAUCAAUGUCAACGCCGCCAUCUCCACCAUUAACCUCGUGGUCACGCGGAAGACCCUGUUAACGCUGCUCGAUUUCAUCUUGGUCACUUUCACAGGCAACAACAACGACGCCCCAUCAGCACAGGAGCGGCGGGCAAUUGAGGAGAGCGAGAGCGACGACCAGGAUUCUUUGGACUCGGUAGACCAAGCCACAGACGGCUCGGCAGUGGAAAGCGGAUCGAUCCGAGUCAAGGUGGACCUGAAGAGUAUUCGAUUGAUCCUGAACAACGACGGCAUUCGGCUUGCCACCCUGUCAUUCAAUCAUGCGGACGUCGGCGUUUUCUUGCGAGGAAAGACUAUGAGAGUGUCGGCCAGACUCGGUGAUCUUGGCCUCGUCGACGAUAUAAACCAAGGCGUGUCCGAACACUCUAACCUCCGGAAACUCAUUGCUAUCGAGGGUGAUGAACUUGCCGAUUUCCGCUACGAAACUUUCGAUGCGAGCAAUCCGAACACGUAUCCCGGAUAUGACUCGUCCAUAUUCCUAAGGGCAGGGUCGAUCAAGCUCAAUUUCCUCGAAGAGCCGUUUCGGAAGAUAUUCGACUUCCUUGUCAAGUUCGGGAAGAUGCAGGCCAUCUACAAUGCCGCACGCCAAGCGGCGGCCAGUCAGGCAAACCAGAUUCAGCAGAGCACUACCAGGCUCAAAUAUGACAUCGUCGUGAAGACGCCGAUCGUGGUGUUCCCGCGUGUUGUCGUGCCUGGUCAACCGAGGAGAGAUAUGAUGACCGCGUAUCUCGGUGAGAUAUAUGCGCAAAACAAGUUCGCGCCCCUGGACGACUCGGAAUCUGCUCAGAUCGCCACGAAGAUCUCGGCUGGCAUCCGGAAUAUCCGUCUCACAUCCGACUUCCACUAUCCCGAUGACGGGUUUGAGGAAUUGGAGCUCAUCGACCAUGUAGACCUUGGCUUCACCAUCACCUACGCCGAGCACCAGCCCGGACAGAAGCGCCCGGAAAUGGAAAUCAAGGGCUCCAUGUCAGACUUUCACCUCAAACUAACGCAAUACCAAUUGAGGUUCUUGAUGGAAAUCUCCAAGUCCGUCCCCGCUGCGUUUAGUGGCGACCCCGAAGAGCAGGGCGAGUCGGCCGAGCAAGAUGUGGACGAAGACACGUUGAAGAGGGCCAAGUCUCUGCCCAUUGACAGGGGCCGGCAAGACGAUGAUGCGCUCAUCGAUCUCGAACCAGAACUCAGGGCUCGUGACACAUUGUGGACGACCUUCGACCUGGCUUUCAAAGUUGGCACGAUUGGCUUGGAGCUCGUCAAUGCCCCUGAAGGUAAGCCCGUGGGUGACAUCGAACGCGCCAGCCUGUCUCGCUUCUCCUUGGACGACACCCGAGUCAAGACGCGCAUGCUCAACGAUGGGUCCCUGGAGGGCGAGUUUCUCAUUAAUUCCUUCACCAUCCACGAUAGCCGGUCUCGAGAGACGAACAAAUUCCGACGGAUCAUGACGUCCCUCAACAAGGAGGUCCAGCAACUCAUGGCCAGCGUGACCAUGACAGGUGGCGGCAACCGAAGUGUGAUAGCCAUGGUGACCAUUGAUAGCCCGCGCAUCAUAUUUGCACUCGACUACCUCUUUGCUAUUCAAAACUUCAUCAUGGUUGGGCUGCAGACCCCGGAGCCCCUCGCUGCGGAGGACGAGUCGUUGUCAGAGGUGACCUCUCCCGAGGAAUCCGAAGCCGAUGCCGAGUCAACGCCGCUGGUAACAACAAGGAGGGCAUCCCACAAGCCGGGGCCCGAAGACGAAGAAAAUGCGCCAGUCGAGAAAGAAAGUCAGCCGUCCAUGAGCGUCGCUUUCAGAGCCAAUGUGGUCGACGCCCAAGUCAUCCUGAUCGCCAACCCUCUCAGCACCAGCUCGGAGGCCAUUGUGCUCGGCGUCAAGCAGGUCCUGCUCUCGCAGCAACAUGCCAUGACUUUCCAGGUAUCGGAAGUGGGAAUGUUCCUGUGUCGUAUGGACAAGUUCGAGGACUCGCGACUCCGGAUUAUCGAUGACUUCUCGAUCCAGGUGUCGAUGGACAGCUCCAAACCCGGAUUGACGAGCAUUCAUGUCGAUGUAGAACCGCUGAUCCUUCGUCUAUCGCUACGAGAUAUCCUCCUCGCACUGCAAAUCACUAGGAAGGCGACGGAACUCUCGGAGAGUCAACCCCAGCAGCAGCAGCAGCCUAGGUUGUCGGCGGCUGAUGAGAAGGCGAAACAGCUGAGAAUGGCCGGGCUGAAGCAACGGACCGCCAGUGGCCGAGGCGCCUCAACCCUCGGGAGGCAAACUCGAGACACCAGACUCACUUCUUCACAUGCUCCCCAGGCAGAAGAGCACGAGGGUGUCGGCUCCGGGCAGGUUACACGCCGACACGAAGAACUGACAGCGAAUAUAGACGGGAUUCGUGUCGUCCUCAUUGGCGAUGUUCACGAACUGCCCAUUUUCGACCUCGGCGUCAGGCAAUUUACCACCUCCGCCGAAAACUGGUCGACCGAUCUGAAGGCCGGCACUGCCAUCGACAUGUAUAUGAACGUCUACAACUUCUCCAAGUCGGCAUGGGAGCCGCUCCUCGAGCCUUGGCAGAUGGGCGUGGGCAUCGCCAAGGAACAGGACAAUGGACUGCUUUCCAUCGAUGUCACAUCCAAGACAACAUUCGAUGUCACGAUCACGACGUCCACCAUUGCGCUGGCUUCCAAGUCCCUCGCCUUUCUCAGUCAGGAGCAGGAUGUUCUUGGGAAGCCCCGCGGAGUUGAGGCGCCUUACCGGAUCCGAAACUACACAGGGUUUGAAGUUGUGGUCCAUGCCAAGAGCGGCGAAGCGGAUGAAGUUGCAACGACCCGGCUCGAGGACGGCCAACAGGUGCCUUGGAGCUUCGAACCCUGGGAGAAAAUGCGUGAGAAUCUCAUGGCAGAGGCCAGUUCAAACAGCAUCGGUGUUCAACUCGAGGGUAGCGGUUUUGAUAUGGUCAAGAACGUCAGACUCAACCGCGAGGGCGAAUUUAUUUACGGUCUGCGACCCAAAACCGACGAAGUCCUCCAUCGGCUGCUGGUCGAGGUCACGCUCGGCAAAGACAACGUGAAAUAUGUCACGCUUCGAUCGCCGCUUCUGGUCGAGAAUCACACUCAGAUCCCGGUGGAGCUCGGGGUUUACGAUGCCGACGAGGGCCACCUCCUCAAGAUUGAGAAGAUUGCGCCCGGCGAGUCCCGGCCAGCACCGGUCGGCGCCGUAUUCCUCAAAUCGCUCCUUAUCCGACCGGACUCUGGCUUUGGGUAUGCCUGGUCGUCCGAGACGCUCUGGUGGAAGGAUCUCCUCAAAAAACCGACGAGAACAGUCGUGUGCAGGGGAGAAAAUGGUGAUCCUUUCUACUUCCAAGUGCACGCAACGUACGACAAGUCUAUGCCAUUGACGAGAACGUACCCGUACAUGAGGCUGAAAGUUUCACCUCCUAUCGUCCUCGAGAAUCUGCUCCCUCACGAUUUCAAAUACCGCAUUUACGACCAGAACACCGAGAAAGAUUGGACCAACUUCCUCCGCAAGGGCGGCGUUAGUCCCGUCCACGUCGUGGAGCUUUCGCACCUCCUCCUUCUCAGCAUCGACAUGCAGGACACGGUCUUCAAGGCGAGCGACUUUGCCGUGAUCAACUCGGGGCAGUCGGAAGAAUUCAGGAAAGAGAGAAAGCUUGUCUGUAAGGACGAGGACAACCUUCAGCUUACGCUCAUGCUGCAUUAUUUCAAAAUGCCGGAUUGCGGCGGGGCGUUCCGGGUGACAGUCUACAGCCCUUAUGUGAUUCUGAACAAGACGGGACUGCCCGUCAACAUGCGGGCGAAGUCCUUCAUGCAGUCUGCGAGACCGGCAGCGGGACAAUCAGCGCUCAGCCAGGAAUCUCCAGCUGGUGCCGAUCGAUCCAAGGCCACGCCCUUGAUAUUUUCGUAUGGCAACAACGACAACCGGAAUCGCGCGCUCCUCCGGAUUGGCGACUCGGAGUGGAGCAAGCCACAGAGCUUCGACGCCAUCGGCAGCUCGAACGAAGUGGUGUUACCAUCUACGAGGGCGAACAAUACGGAGAUUCACGUCGGCAUCACGAUCGAGUCAGGGGAAGGCAAAUACAAGAUGACCAAGGUGGUCACUCUGGCUCCACGGUUCGUUAUCGAAAACAAGCUUGACGAGGAACUCAAUGUGCGGGAGUCGAGCACAUCCGGCUUCAUGACACUGAAGCCAGGGUCCUUCCAACCCCUUCAUUUUAUGCAAAAGACGCGCGUCAAGCAGCUCUCGCUCUGUUAUACGGGCGUGAACAACCAGUGGUCGUCGCCGUUCAAUAUCUCCGACAUCGGUACUACACACGUUAAAAUUGCCCGAGCGGGUCAGCGACAGCGCCUCAUAUGCGCUUCGAUCCUGAUGGAGGGGGCGACCAUUUUCGUGCAUCUUAGCAUGGAGACGAGGAACUGGCCAUACUCGAUGCGCAACGAGAGCGACGCCGAGCUCACGUUCUACCAGGCCAACCCCAAUGUCGAUGAUGACAGCGACGAGGACCGGUCCGGCUGGCGACCCAUUCGAUACCGGCUCCCGCCUCGCAGCAUCAUGCCGUAUGCCUGGGAUUUCCCCGCGGCCAAGCUCCGAGAGAUUGUCAUCUGUGCCCAAGGCAAGGAGCGGCACGUCAAAUUGGCGGAAAUCGGCAACCAGAUUCCCAUGAAGUUCGUCUCGUCGUCAGGCCAGCAGAAGAUCAUCGACAUCAACGUCGCUGCGGACGGGCCGACGCAAACUCUCAUCCUCUCCAACUUCCGGGCGUCCAAGAGCGUGUACCGGCAGAAGUCCAGGUCCGGGGGGUCACGCACGAGCACAGAAGGCUUCGAAGUCAAGGAGCAAGACACGGGAGCGACCUUCCGAGCGCAGCUUAGGCUUUCCGGCAUCGGCAUCUCGCUUAUCAACGCGCAUUUGAGCGAGCUGGCCUACAUCACGUUCCGCGACGUUCAGCUCCGGUAUCAGGAGUCGGCGCUCCACCAAACGUUCAGCCUGGCGGUCAAGUGGAUUCAGAUGGACAAUCAACUCUACGGCGGCCUGUUUCCUAUGAUCCUAUACCCCAGUGUCGUUCCCACCAAGGCCCAGGAGGUAGAAGCCCACCCGUCGAUACACGCGAUGGUCACCCGCGUCAAGGACGACUCGUACGGCGUCCUCUACAUCAAAUAUGCCACCGUCCUACUGCAGCAGAUGACGGUCGAGCUCGACGAAGACUUUGUGUACGCGGUGCUGGACUUCGCCAACAUCCCCGGCGCAACUUGGUCGGAGAAUGAGGACGAGGGCAGACUCUGCGACGAAGAGCUCGACAUACCCGAGCCGAAGCAGCAACAGUCUGGGCAGGACAUGUACUUCGAGUUCCUCAACAUCCAACCCAUGCAGCUCGACCUCUCGUUUAUGCGUACGGAACGCGUCAACGCCGAAGACAAGACGUCGUCGCGGAACCCGCUCAUGUUCUUCCUCAACGUCAUGACCAUGGCGAUCGGCAACGUCAACGAUGCGCCCAUCCGACUGAACGCACUCAUGCUGGACAACGUCAGGGUGUCGGUGCCGGCGCUGACGCAGAGCAUCUCGAACCACUACAGCCAAGAGGUGUUGUUCCAGGUCCACAAGAUCCUCGGGUCGGCCGACUUCUUGGGCAAUCCGGUCGGCCUCUUCAACAACAUCAGCUCGGGGUUGACCGACGUGUUUUACGAACCGUACCAGGGCCUCAUCCUCUCCGACAAGCCGGAGGACUUCGCCCUCGGGGUCGGCAAGGGCGCGGCAUCGUUUGUGAAAAAGUCGGUCUACGGCUUCUCGGAUUCGUUCUCCAAGUUCACGGGCAGUCUGUCCAAGGGCCUGGCGGCGGCCACGCUCGACAAGCAGUUCCAGGAUCGGCGCCGCAUCACCCGGGCGCGGAACCGACCCAAGCACGCGCUGUACGGGGUCACGGCGGGAGCCAAUUCGUUCUUCACGAGCGCGGCGUCGGGCGUCGGGGGUCUCGUGCGGAAGCCGCUCGAGGGCGCCGAGCAGGAGGGGGCGGUCGGAUUCUUCAAGGGCCUCGGCAAGGGCAUGGUGGGGUUGGCGACCAAGCCGGCGAUCGGCGUGCUGGACAUGGCGUCGAACGUGUCGGAGGGGAUCCGCAACACGACGACGGUGUUUGACGGGGCGGAGCUGGAGCGGGUGCGGUACGCGCGGUUCAUCCCCGCGGACGGCAUCGUGCGGCCGUACAACGCGCGCGAGUCGAUGGGGCAGUACUGGCUCAAGCAGGUGGACAACGGGAAGUACUUCAACGAGCAGUACAUCGCGCACCUGGAGCUGCCCCGGGAGGACAUGGUGGUCAUGGUGACGUACGCGCGCAUCCUGCUGAUCCGCAGCCGGCGUCUGACGUCGGAAUGGGACGUGCCGCUGAAGGACGUCCAGACUAUCGCCAAGGAGCGCACGGGACUGAGCCUGACGUUGCGAGGCGGCACCAACGGACCGUUUAUACCCAUAGGCGACGAGAGCGGGAGGACGUAUAUAUACAAAAUGGUGGCUGUGGCCGUGGAGGAGUUCAAUAGGCGGUUCCGGGGCUUGUAG
This is a messenger RNA of Sodiomyces alkalinus F11, 9669 nucleotides long. Its product is annotated as vacuolar protein sorting-associated protein. Gene Ontology annotation, biological process: protein retention in Golgi apparatus; late endosome to vacuole transport; protein targeting to vacuole. The coding region runs from base 1 to 9669 and encodes 3222 amino acids. The record is from RefSeq and is a predicted model, not a curated record. Gene Ontology annotation, cellular component: extrinsic component of membrane. NCBI's taxonomy places the organism in Eukaryota, Fungi, Ascomycota, Sordariomycetes, Glomerellales, Plectosphaerellaceae. The transcript is spliced from 2 exons.